AUGGGCAAGAAGAACAAGAAGUCUUCCAAGGAGUCCGACAAAUUCGACAAACCAGACAAACUGGCUCUCACGACUGACGCAGGCCUCUCCCGAAGAUUCAAGGAAGUUCUUGUCGAGAUUUUCAGGCGCUUUGACCUUGAUGAAGACGGGCUGCUCUGCGACGCCGAGCUGAAGGGAUUUAGCCGUGUUGCCAACAAGGACGAUCGGGAGUUCACAGAGGCAGAGUUGUGUGAGAUGAAGUCCAUGUUUCACUGGAAGUCAGAUGAACCCUCUGGCCUAACCCUGCGCGGCUUCGUGCAGCUCUAUGAACGGCAGACGGCCAUCUCUGAAGAUGAGACCUGGUCGGAUCUCACCCGCCUUGGCUACAACUUUCUGCUGGAUCAUGAGGUGCUUGAGUCAAAUGAGGAUAGCGCCCUGAAGGAGACAAAAGAGACGGAAGGAAGAAGAGAAGUCAGACCGGUCGCAGACUUGGAGGAAGACUUGAAGCUAUUUGGUGCCUCAUCGGAAAAGCUCUUGGUGUUGGAUUCUGCGGACUCCGUGCAGAGGGUGUGCCUGUCCAGAAUGGCAAUAGAGAUGGGCCUGGAAUGUCGCAUGCUCCAAACAGAAGCCUCGGACAUCCCAAGCUUGCAUGUUUUCAGAAGACCAACUCCAAGUGGGCCUGCUCUAAAUUUGGACAGGCAGGCGUUGCCGGCUUCAGCCAGCAGAAACAGCAAAGCGUGCCCAGUUUUUACCGGACUGGAGUUGGAUGCUGCUUCCUGCAAGCAGUUGCUUGAUGCCUUCGGUAGCUACGUGCCUGCCGGUUGGCAAGUUUUCGCUCACCACAUGACAAUCUGCUUGGGCAGUCUCUCCGAGGCUCGAUCAAGCGACUGCGAGAUUUCGUGUGAUCUUCAAGAAUCCAUACGGAACCUGCGGGCUACAGAAAGUCUGACAGUUGAGCCAAUCUCCAUCGGCAAGGCUGACGGAGUCAUCGCUCUCGGGGUCAUCGGAUGCCCUUCUGUCAAUCGCGUUCCACACAUAACCCUGGCUUGUGCAAAGGGACACAGGCCCGUCGAAAGCAACAAGAUCUCCAAAUGGAGGGCUCUGCCGGUUGACAGGCUGAUAUCGUUGAAGGGGAAUGUCCGAGAGUACCAGCAGGCUGAGGUUAGUGCAGGCUUGACGGCGUCCACCACUCAAGAUCGCCAAGAGAUGUUGCAUAGGCUGGAAGCGCUGGAGGCUCAAGUCUUAGCUGCUCGCGCAAUUUGCAUGAGAGAGCUUCUGGCGUCCGAUGACGCCAGCGUCCGCUGCGCUAUCGAAGAACGUGAGCGUGAGCUCGCCUCCCUGAACAAAGUUGACGAGGAAGACAGCAAGUGGCAAGACUACGCCAUCGCUUGCUCUGUGACAAAGGGCUUCGAGCCCGAGCAGAUUACCCUGAAAGUGGUGUUCGAUUGGAGUGAUGCAGAUGGCUCUGGAAAACUCUCCAGAAAAGAGCUUGAAGGGUCCCUGGGGAAGAUCAGGGCCUGCUGUGGCUCACUCCCGGAGAUCACCGACGAGGCCUGGCACCACCUCGAUGAGGAUGGCAAUGGCGUUGUCAACUUCGGUGAGUCUGCGUCGUGGGCCGGGCCUCGCCUGGGCUUGGAGUUAGGCGUGAAAAAGAUGCUCGGCAAGUCUGCAAGCUUGAUGAUGUCAUCUUCGCCCUGCGGUGUAUUGGGCUGCCCCUGCGAGAACUACGUUGGGGAUGAGGACAAGCGCCACGAGAAGAAGUGCAAGGACUGCAAACAUAAGGGCGGCCUGCAUGUGACGUCAAGGGCAUCGAUUGGCGAAGUCCCGUUUCCCGGCUACUGGAAAAACCACGAUGGAGAAUUCAACGAGCUGAUUCCCAUGACAGGCAAGCUGGAUGAGUGGCAGAGGCUGUUAAAAGAAACCUACAGGAAAGCCUACACAAAGGACCGCGGGAAGCACAAUCCAACGAACCCGAAAGUCCCGGCAGGUUUUGAGGUGGUGAAUGUGAAGCGCAACGAGAACAAAAAGUCUUGGGAGGAGUACGCGUGCCGGCGUGGCGAUUUGCUGGAAAGGGAGGAGCCACCAGCACCGUUUCCGGAUGUCAAGACAAGCGUGGCAAUGGAAAAGAUUGGAGGAGCCAAGGCAAGCCGCUUGCACGCAGAGUGCAACGAGUGGUACCUUUUCCACGGGACAAAUCCUUCGGCAGCUGAAGCUAUUUGCCAAACUGACUUCAAAGUCAGCCGGGCUGGGUCCAGUACUGGCACCCUGUAUGGUAAAGGACUCUAUUUCGCUGAGUCCAUCACCAAGGCCGACGAGUACGCAAAGCCGAACGAGGAGGGCCUUUAUGCAGUGUUGGUUUGUCGAGUUCUCGGUGGGCAAGUGCACUAUACUGACGAGGUGGAGCCUGACCCUGAAGCACUUGUGCAUUCCUGCAUCGAGGGGCCUUACGACACUGUGUGUGGUGACCGUGAGAAGACCCGUGGAACGUACAGGGAGUUUGUCCUCUUCGACUCCGAAGACGUGUAUGUAGAGUAUGUGAUCGAGUACAAGCGAAAGUACAAGGACUAG
Messenger RNA from Symbiodinium natans, 2547 nucleotides. The record is from the annotation of a GenBank genome assembly. NCBI's taxonomy places the organism in Eukaryota, Dinophyceae, Suessiales, Symbiodiniaceae.